UGGUCCCGUUAUUCGGAGUCGUUUUUCGAGCGCUCACGAGGGUCGCUAGUGGCGUGUUGUCAAAGAAUUUUCUUGUAUUUUUAAUGUUCACCUCCUAUAAUUAGUGAUUUUCCGUGAAAAUUCAGACCGUGUGUGUACCAGGAAGUGCAUUAGACUACAGGAAAAGGUGGCCGUUUGGAGGCGCGGAAGCAGCGGAAACUCGGUCUCAAUUCACGGAAAUGCCAAGUAAUACGUCAUGAAAUUCAAAAUGGUGUUUCCAUUGUACAUUAGUUGAAGGGGAAAGAAUCGAUUGUGUGAAUACAUUUGCAAGGGAGAGAGAGCACUACAAGUGAUAACCAUGUUCUCAGAAGUCCAGUGUCCCGUGUGCCAGCUGUACCUGCUCCAGGGUAUGACUCUCGAGUCCCAUCUCGAGACUCAUCCGAAGGAGAGUGUCAUAUCUGCCCUUGUCUCCGCGACUGUGAGCAAAUGGGGCGCUACAGAGGAGAGCAGUGCACUGGUGAAGCACGGGCGGUCGUUGGGGAUGCCCCAGAGCAACGUAAUGAUUGUGAAUAGUCGCAGUACGCAACUGAUUCGGCAGACCACCACCCACCAACCCGUGGCUUCCGGAAGCGGACCCUAUAUGACCAAUCUAGUGCCGGCACAGAUGAUCUCCGCGGCGCCCGCGCCCACGCCCUGGCCAUACUGCGUGCUCAUGAAGCAGCAGUACCCUCCCAACGAUCUUAUGCCGGUGCCUCAGGCCUCGGUGACGGAGAUGGCUUACGGCGAGGAGGAGGAGGAUCCGCCAGCGGCCGAGGAGCCGUACUACUUAUCUGAGGGGCAAGAGAGUGCAAUAGAUGCGAGUCAGGAGGAGGAUGAGGCUCAGGACGAGGAGGAGGUUGCCUAUCCGGAGGAAUAUAGCGCAACGGACGAAGUUGAGAUCAUUGAAUCGAAGGAUGAAGUGUCCAAGACGGUUCCUGAGAAGAAGACUGAAGAGGACAAAACGACUAAAUAUUGUCCCAAUGGCUUCCGUGUUCUUAGUGAUGUUAUUCUCUCACCCAAGGAUACCUUCAAGAUGCAAGACAUCAUUUAUCAGCAGUCAAAGGUGAAACAAGACUCUGGUAAAGUGAACAGUUGUUCAGAGAUAGCCGAGGAGUCAAAGAGAGAAGUCGCAAGACCAGCUAGUGUCAUCCGAAUGGUGACUUCAGCGUCUGUACCGCUUCCCAUGAUGAUUAAAGUGGAGGAGGAGAAAGUGGAGAAGCCGGAAGAGAUUAAGGAGACGCCGAAAGAGGAGGUAAAGGAGCCAGUAUCACUGCCAACUAAAUCCACAACUUUUCCUAUGAUCGCUCCUCGAAAAUUCCUCAACAAGACGCCAAAGAAGCUGGUUGUUAAAUUUAAGAAUCCCAUUGUCAUCCAUGACACGCCAGAUGAGGUGAAAAUUGAGGCGCCACGUGAAGUGGAGAUCAACAAAGUCCCCGUGGAUGUUCCUUCUACAUCUAAAACUGCUGUGACGAUUCUGGCGACGGAUAAUGAAGAGCCCGUGGAAGAAAAGGAGCCACCCAAAGAAGUUGGAGUGAAAGAAAUGGAAGUGGAGAGUAAUAAUGACGAUGUAGAGAUAAUUGAAGAGCCCAAAGGGAAUGAAAAGUGUGCAGAUGCCGAGACUACUAAUACCAGUGUAAUGGAUGUGGAGACAGAGAAAGCAGAGCAUGAAGUGAAAAAGGAAGAGGACAAUCAAGAGGAUGUUAUAAUAGUGGAGGACAAUGAGGAGGAAGCAGAAAAGCCCAAUGAGAGCAUAAAAGUGUGUGAGAAUGUCGAGGAGGAGGAGGAGGAGGAAGAGCCAAAGUCUUGUCUCGCAGAAGUUCAUGCGGAACCUAAAAAGGAAUCCAUGAAGAUGGAAGUUGAAGCUGAGAUGAAAUCAGAUGUGAUUACACCACCGGAAUCUGAAGUAUUUACCAUUAUUCAGAUGGAUGCGGAAGAGAAGGAGGAAAAACUCUUUGCAGCCAGUUGCUCGUCCUCCUCAUCAUCUUCCAGUGCUGGCACUUCGGCCUCUUCGAGUUCUUCGUCAUCCUCAUCGGGAGGCUCGUCAAAUCGGGCCGAAUUCACAGCGCCCAACUCUCAGGAAUUUAUGGAAGAGACUGCGGGGCCGAGUCGUUUUGACUACGGGUUCACAGAAUUCUUGGCUUAUAAUGAGAGCGAGGGUGAAAUAUUCUCCAAUGACCGAUCAGUGAGAUUCUCUCCGAUGGGCAUCAUGAAUGAGGAUCUGUCGUGGGAGCAGUAUACGCAGCUGGAGAGCAAUCAGAAUUCCUAUGUGGAUUUGGACACUUGUCGCACACACUCGAUGGGCGUGAGUCGAGCCCCAUCGGCAGACAGUCUGAACAUCAGGACGGACGAGAAAAUGCCGGCCAAAGGAGAGAUUUCUGAACAGGAGAGCAAUGGGGACAUCGAUGGACUUUGGAAUAUUCCGGUUUAUCCCAAUUCCGAUACUGGUCCGAGAUUUUCCAGUUCUUACGAUAUGUCGGUGGCCAGAGAGAGUUGGAGUCUAAGCAGUGAUCAGAAUAAUCAGCCUGACGCUUCUCAUAUUCAGACACACGUGAUUCCAAAAUUCACUUCAUUGGCUUCAGAGAAUCAUGAGGAUCAGAAACUACUGGUUCCUCUUCUCGGGGAUCUGGACAGCUCUUCGGGCUUUAAGAAGAAUGAUGGGAAAAAUAAGAAGCCUCUACUGAGAUUGCUGAAGUAUCCUUGUUCCAUGUGUUCGCGCUCCUUCAGACUCUAUCGUCAGAGGAAGUAUCACAUGCUGAAUGACCAUCAGGUGUUUCUCACGGCAGAAAAGCGGAGUAAGAAACUUGCCACUAAAGUCAAAACUGAACCUCCUUCCUCCACGUCCACUACGGGGGCGAGCCUGAGUCUGUCGGAGGAUGACAAGGCCACCAGUUAUCCCACCUCCACCUUCUUCAUUGACUUCAACAUCAAGCAAAUGAAAGACAAGCAGACAUUCACGAGCGAUGUGCAGAAUCUCGUGACGAUGUUCAACACAAAGCGCUUCUACUUCUGCAUGACAUGCAAGGGACAGUUCUCGAAGAUCAGGGAUUACGAUAAGCACUUGUCCAUCCAUCCGGCUGAGUGCUAUUCAUGCGGGAAGGUGUUUAAGAGCUGGAAAACGCUGCUGAACCAUCUGAAGCGCCACUUGGGCAUGAAUGAGUACGUGUGCCGCACGUGUGACAAGCAGUUCUCCAGUCGCCAGAGCAUGGCGGAGCACGAGAGGAUGCACACAGGAGAAAUGCCGAUAAAGUGCAGCCUCUGCCCGCGCAUGUUCCGUCGGCAAUCAAAUUUGCUGCAACACCAGCACAAUCACCACAUGAAAAUCAGGACACGCAUAAAGGACUACUUGUGCCAUUGUGGUGAGGUGUUCCACACGAAGGCGAAGUUCUUGUGGCACAAGGAGACACACGAGAAGAUUCCCAAGGGGUGUCCAUUCUGUCGGGAGCGCUUCAUUCAUCGAAACAGCCUGUCGCGUCACAUUCGGCUGGCGCACGCGGAGAAGUUCAUUGAGAUUAAGAAGGAAACUGUGGCGUGUCACAUCUGUCAUAAGCACUACCUGAAGACCAGCAUCAAGACACACCUUAUGAUCCACACGGAGCAGGUGCACUUUGAAUGUAGCAUCUGCAAUAAGUCAUUCAGCACCAAGUGGAAUCUGAAGAUGCAUAAGUGGAUACAUGCCAGCCGCACGGCUAUGCCAUUCAAGUGUCCGACAUGCCCGAAGGCAUUUAUCCGACAGAAUGACCUGCAGGAUCAUCUAAAUCGCCACAAGUCCAUCAAGCCCUUCACGUGCGACUACUGCGGAUGCCAGUUUGGCAGGAAGUACAACUGGCUUCGUCACACUCGUGAACAUAUUACGGAGAAGCAGCACGUGUGCACCAUUUGCGGCAAGUCCUUCCAUCGGGCAUACUAUCUGAAGGAACACUCACGCUCCCACACCAACGAGCGUCCCUAUGAGUGUAUCAUUUGCGGAAAAACGUCGGCCACAAAGACAAAUCACAACAAACACGUGAAGAUUCACCAUGCCAGGGAUCCUCUCACCGCUGAGGGAUAAAUACUCUGCAAUGAAGCCAUUAUCAAGCUUGAAAGUCACUUUGGGGAGUAUUUGGAAGAGCGAAUCGUUCAGUUUGAGAAAUAUCACAUUGAGACAAUGAAUAAUAACUCUUAGCUCUUCACUAGGUAUUUUUUGCAUCUAAAGGAUAUACAUCGUGUGGCAUUAAGUCGUGAUUCCUCAACACGAUAUCCCUGUUUAACUUUUUGCAGAGACAUUAAUCGACGUAAAUUAGGUAUAAUCGUGAGAAGAAAUCCCACAUCUUAAGAUUAGGCGAUAGGAGAGAAUACCAAUUAAAUUUAGCCAAUUAAAUUUAAAAAUAAGAUUUAACAUUGAUCAUGCGUGGAUGUAUAUGCAAUGCAUUUAUAUAGUGUGGUGUGCGAUGCAAGAGAAAUAUUCAAUAUUUGUGGAUGUGAUUUGCAUUACUGAUCACCCUUUUUAGAAUUCAUAAGUUGUAGGCGAUAAGAAUUUCUUUAAGAAUUGUUCUAUUUCCCUCGGAGAUGUCGUAGGUAGGCUUCUCUAGAAUGUAAGCUCUACACUGAGAUUUUACUGUACACGUGCAAAAUACAUACAAUCGAUAGAGGAAGAAUUAAAAAAUGAAUUU
Phlebotomus argentipes is the source of this 4667-nucleotide messenger RNA. RefSeq lists its product as uncharacterized. Lineage: Eukaryota; Metazoa; Arthropoda; Insecta; Diptera; Psychodidae. The transcript has 6 exons. Bases 338 to 4066 code for a protein of 1242 amino acids. The record is from RefSeq and is a predicted model, not a curated record.